Molecule: messenger RNA, 897 nt
Organism: Fukomys damarensis (Damara mole-rat)
Lineage: Eukaryota; Metazoa; Chordata; Mammalia; Rodentia; Bathyergidae
Product: uroplakin-3b-like protein 1
Exons: 6
Coding region: 7-774 (255 amino acids)
Source: RefSeq, a predicted model, not a curated record
CUGGCCAUGGGGCUCAGCGGACCGUCCCUGCUCCUGUCCCCACUGUGGCUGCUGCUGACCUGGGUCCAGCCCGGGACUGGCGUGGAGCACAUCAGCUAUGUGCCCCGGCUCUCGGGCGCUGCCCUGGAGGGGAAGCUCACCCAGUCCACCUUCACUCUGGAGCAGCCGCGGGGCCAGUUCAACCACACCAGCAUCUCGGACUCUGACCUCAUCUGGCUGGUGGUGGCCUAUAGCAAUGCCAUCCAGAACUUCGGUGCCCCACAGACAACACAGGACAUUCCUGUUCCGGCCACCUUUGCACAGAAAGGCUACUACUUCACACUGCCCACCAACCGGCUUCGCUACCCGAGCGGCCCUGCCAGCAGCCAGCUCCGUGUCCUCCGUGUUGGCAAUGAUCCGCACUGUUCCCCCAUGAGAAGGGGCUGCAACCCUCCCCUGCCAGGCUCGGGGCCGUACCGGGUGAAGUUUCUUGUGAUGAAUGACCAUGGACCCGUGGCGGAAACAGAGUGGUCCAACGAGACCCACCUGCACCAAGCUAGGGCAUUCGAGGCUGUCCGGGGGUUCCAGAGAGAGGGCACCGUGGUCAUCAUUGCCAUCCUGUCUGUCCUGCUGGCCAUCUUCCUGGCGGCUCUCCUCGUCUUGCUCUCGUCCACCUGGUCCACCUGCUUUGACAGCUGCAGGAGCACUCGCAUUUCCAGCCCAAGAGAGCGGGAAAGGGCAAGAAGAUACAACAUCCACCACAUGUGCAGCCCUGAGCCUGAGAGGGGCUCCUGAGAGGCUCCUGAGCUGCUGGCCGGCUGUCUCUCAGGCUGUACUCUGAAACUUCCAGAGACCUGAGAGAUGCAUCAAGGACAGGAGAGGGUGCCCUCAGCCCCAGUGCUAUGGGAAAUAAACGUC